CAUACAUGUGUUAUGUGUUUACCAACGUUACAGGCGCGACGAGUAACAAAUUAGACUGCUUUGCCGUGGUUCAGUCACUUCAGGAAAAUCUUUGUGCAUGCCUUCACUUUGCAAGUAAAUCCACCAUGCCUCCGCCAAAGGCUGAUGAUAAUUCCGACAUCCAGGCCUGCUUCGCAGCCAAGGAAUGGGCAAAGAUCAGCGAUUACGAAAGAAUUUGUCUCAAGAACAUCAAAGAAAAUUAUGAGAUGAUGAUCAAAGUUGGAUUACAGGUCAGGAAACCUAUGUUCUUGCGACGUCAGCACAGAAUCAAGAAAGAGAUCAAAGAGGAAAACGAUAGUGAGGAUGAGGAAAUGAAGUCAAGAGGAUUGGAGGUGGGUCAACCGAUGUUCAUGCAAAGUCUGCAAGGAAUAAAAAUAGAGGUCAAAGAAGAAAACGAAAGCGAGGAUGGGGAAACAAAGUCAAGAGGAUUAGAGGUCGGUCAACCCAUGUUCAUGCAACGUCUGCAAGGAAUGAAAAUAGAAGUCAAAGAGGAAAGUGAUGAUGGCCAUGAGGAAAUGAAGUCAAUCGAACCUUCUCGCAUAUCCACUGAUGAAGGUGAAGCUCCAAAACCAGAUACUAUUACAAGGGAGAGCAAGUCGCAAGAAGGGAGUUCUAAUCAUUACGCUAUUAAAGUAGAGACUGAGUGUGAUGAUAACGGCAAUCUGCUUGGAGAUGCACAUGUUACUGGAGGAGAGCAAAUCCUUGGACUCCGCGAAUGGAAGGACUAUGUUCAAGCUAUCCAGACACAAACCAAUCCAAGAUCAUCAUGUGAUCAGAGGUCAGGUGAUCUCAACACUCAGUCAUGUGAUGAGAAGAUGGAGCAAACCUUGACAGGUGACCAGGCUCCAAGGCAAUCGGGUGAUCUCAACACUCAGUCAUGUGAUCAGGAGACGGAACAAACUUUGACAGGAGCUUCAGGAGGCGACCGGACUCCAAAGCAAUCAGGUGAUCUCAACUCUCAGUCAUGUGAUCAGGAGACGGAACAAACUUUGACAGAAGGAGCUUCAGGAGGUGACCAGACUUCAAAGCAAACCAAAUCAUCUCGUGUGAAAAAGGAGGGCGAAGAUGGUGGAAAGGCUAGUGCCCUCUCAGAUUCUGGAAUCUAUAGAUGCAAGUUUUGUGGAUCACCCUAUGCUAUUCCUCUCAUCUUAGCGAGGCACCUCAAGUACAAGCACAAAAUAAAUGGUAUCUACAUGCCGUCGUAUGGAUCAAAGGAAGACAAUCUGCAGUUUGUUAGUGGAAAAAUACAAAAAAAUACAUGCAAAACUGAUGAGUGCACACUUGUUGAAAAAAGAAUAAUGCAAACAGGAAAUGAAGAAAGUAUGAUUGAUGGAAGCAAGUCACGUAGAGAGUUAUCUUAUCUAACAUUAUAUGGAGUAAGUCAUGAAGUUGAGAAACCGUAUGUAUGUGAUCAAUGCGGUGAGGCAUUUAAUCAGUCUUGUAAUCUCACCUUACAUGAACAAACCCAUGUAGGGGAGAGACCCUAUGUAUGUAAUCAAUGUGGCAAGGCAUUUAAAAGGAAAGAUCAUCUCGCAGUACAUAAGCAAUCUCAUACAGGUACAGGUGAGACUCGUGAGAGACCCUAUGUAUGUGACCAGUGUGGUAAGGCGUUUGUUUCUACAUAUGCUCUGAAAACGCAUAAACAAAUCCAUACAGGUGAGAAACCCUAUGUGUGCGAUCAGUGUGGUAAGACAUUUAGUCAUGAAUCUUAUCUAAAAGCACACAAACGAACCCAUGAAGGGGAGAAACCCUAUGUAUGCGAUCAAUGUGGGAAUGCCUACAAACGAGCUUAUGCUCUCACACUACAUAAACGUAUCCACACGGGUGAGAAACCCCAUUUAUGCGAAGACUGUGGCAAGGCAUUCUAUCGGAAAUCUCAUCUCGAAACGCACAAACGAAUCCAUACAGGUGAAAAACCUUAUGUAUGUGAUCUUUGUGGUAAGGCAUUUAAACAGACGGGUAGUCUGGUUGAUCAUAAACGGAUCCAUACGGGUGAAAAACCCUACGUUUGUGAUCGGUGUGGUAAAGCAUUUAUUCAAAAUCCUCAUCUCAAAAAACAUAAACGCACAUGUAUAAGUUAGAAAAAUAAUAAGAACAAUAAAAAUGAUAAUAA
This is a messenger RNA of Lytechinus variegatus (green sea urchin), 2152 nucleotides long. Its product is annotated as zinc finger protein 2 homolog. Lineage: Eukaryota; Metazoa; Echinodermata; Echinoidea; Temnopleuroida; Toxopneustidae. The transcript is spliced from 8 exons. Bases 6 to 2120 code for a protein of 704 amino acids. Gene Ontology annotation, biological process: regulation of DNA-templated transcription. The record is from RefSeq and is a predicted model, not a curated record.